Manihot esculenta (cassava) is the source of this 7916-nucleotide messenger RNA. RefSeq lists its product as uncharacterized. NCBI's taxonomy places the organism in Eukaryota, Viridiplantae, Streptophyta, Magnoliopsida, Malpighiales, Euphorbiaceae. The transcript is spliced from 3 exons. Bases 2329 to 4278 code for a protein of 649 amino acids. Gene Ontology annotation, molecular function: nucleic acid binding; zinc ion binding. The record is from RefSeq and is a predicted model, not a curated record.
ACAUGACAAAGCUUCUAUUGCUGGACAGACACUCUGCUCCAAGGAAUUGAAAUUGGGCUGAAACGGAAGAUGGGUUUUCAGUGGUUUCUGAUACCAGAAUAUCAGCAGAUUAUCCAUGAACUAGAGAUUACUCGAUUCAGCUAAAUUCAACAGGAUCAGCACAAGUCAAAAGAUGAACAAGGUUGUUGAAAGUCUAAAAGAUGAUGAGCCCCUUCUAGAUUCAGUCCUAAUACAUAUGGGAGCAUGUAUUCAGCUUUGGGGAAGUUUGAGAGCUCCAUGGUUGUAUAUAAAAGAGCAAUUGGUGUUCUUGAAAGCAAACACGAGGAUCCAGCGUCCAGGAUAGACAAUAGGGGUGCUCCUGCGACCUAGGUUAUUCUAUCCUCAGUACUGGUGAGUGGAUAAAUAUAUAACAUUGAUAUUUUUCUUUAAUAUAUGUAUAUGUGUAUAGUUACUUUGGUUAUUUAAAAUGGGAAAGGAUAAAAUUAAUUUAUAUUUCUUGAAUAAAUGAACAUUGAAUUCAAAGCACAGCUAAAUAAAUAGCCGAUUACACUCUGUAUAUGCACCGAACAUAUAACACCUUGAUGACAGGUGAUUUAUUUUCAGCAUGAUAUAUAUUUAUACUGUCUUUGGGACAGCGCUUGAUAUACAGAUAGCCUUUGGGGCGUAUGUCAGGUGGUCACCCUUUGGGGGUAGCUCUACAUAUGUGUAUGACCAGUAUUUUAUUAGCUCUUGGGCCAAAUUUGUCAUCAUAGAGCCUAAGAUGCCAGCAUUGCUCUCAGGCUGUCAUUAUUUUAUUACACCUAAGAUGCCAACAUUAUCUGCAGGGAACAUAUUAUGAGUGUAUGCGGAUUUUAUUUUUCACAGUUAUUUUGAUUGACUUAAAUUGUAUUUAUUCAGCUGACUUAUUUAUAUGGUACUAUUAAGUACCUAAACCUUAUCUUUUCCCCUUUGUUAUUUAUUUAUCCGCUCACUGAGUAUGUUGUACUCACCCUUAUACUUUUACUAUUUCAGUUCCUUUUUGGUGAUCCGCUCAGUCUUUCCUUCCACAUCGUCCACUCAGAGUCUAGAGGAGGUCGGACCAAUCCUAGGCCUUUUGUAAUUUCUUUUUGUACUUUGGAUAGAUCAUGUAUAGAUUGUACAGCCCAAUGAAGAAUGUAUUUUGUUUUUUGUAAAUAUAUUGUGGAUUGGCUAGAUCCACCAUCAGUUUUCUAUUUGGAAAUUAUAGCAGGUUAUAUGUAUUUACAUGUAUAAAUAUUAGGGGAAGUUCUAUCAGUUUUCAGGGUCAUAUUCGUCUCUACAUAUUAGAGAAUGGGUGUGACAAUUUUUGGUAUUAGAGCUUAGGUUUAUAGAUUCUGUAGACUUUCCUCGAGUUAGUAUUCUUAAUUAUAUUCUGAUAAUUCUUCUCGUAUUUUCGUUUGUAGGACAAUGCCGCUCAGAGUAGGUAAUAGAAAUCGGGGCCGUGGCAUUCGUACAGCUAGAUUAGCUGAUAUUGGUCGACCUCAUAGGGAUCCUACAGUUACACCUCCACCUCUAGAAGGGGUGGCAGAUCAUGAUUUAUCUGAGAGCAGAGAAGGACAGGGAGAUUCUGUUUCUCAUGGUGUUGAAUCAGGGGCAUAUCCGACUGCACCAUCAUUUCCUUCAGCACUUGCAGUUGCACCUCCUGUCGCACCUGCAGCUCCACCUUUUGUUCCACCUGUAGCACUAGCCCAUCCUUUUCAGAUAAAUGCAGACCUGGGUGCUUUUGUUGCACAAGUUGUUACAGCAGCUGUUACAGCCAAACCUAGAGAUCCGUGGGAGAUAGUGGAUCGUGCUAGACAUUUAGGAGCUUAUGAUUUUGAGGGUUCUUCUGAUGCUGGCAUUGCAGAUAAAUGGUUAAAGAAAGUGCUAAAAGUGUUUGAAUUAAUGAAGUUGACUGAUGCAGAUAAAGUAGAUAAUGUACAUGGAUUGCUUCAGGGUAAAGCUGAUGGUUGGUUUGAUGCCAUUCAUCGCAGACAUAGAGUCAGACUGACUUGGGAUCAAUUUAUAUAUGAAUUUCGCCAGGAGUAUUUGUCAGAAAGUUACAGGAAGGGGAAACAAGAUGCCUUUUUCAGGUUGUUUCAAGGAAGCCUCUCAAUAAGAGAGUAUGUUGACAAGUUUGAAGACCUUUAUUGCUUUGUUUCAGACAUACUGCCUUCUGAGGAAGCUAAAUGUGACAGAUUCAGACAGGGUCUACAUGUUAAUAUCAGAUCAUCUAUGACCUAGUUCAGAGGUAAUAAUUUUAGAGAGUUGGUGGAAGCAGCUUUGAAUGUUGAGAAAGUUAAGCAAGAAGAAAAAGAGUAUGAGCAGAGGAUGAGUAGAAAACAUAUGCAGGGUUCACAGGGGUUCAGAGAAAGACCAGCUAAGAGAGGGAGCAGUUCAUUUCAGUCCCAAGCGGGAUACAGAGGUAGUGGUAGAGGUUCUUUUGUUAACACAGAGCAGCAGGUUGCUCGACCACAAUCUAAUCAGAGUUCAGUAGCACAGCCAGUGGGUAGUUCCUUUGGGGCACAGACACAUGGGCAAGGAUAUAAUUCUGGGUUUGAGCAAAGGAAGAGACAUUUUUCUCAAUGUGCCACCUGUGGUAAAUAUCAUGCUGAGGAGUGCAGAAAAUUCGAUAGGGGUUGUUUUGAAUGUGGCUCUUCGGAGCAUUUUAAGAAAGAUUGUCCAUUGCUGAUAGCCAGAGACAGUGGUUCUCAGCAAGGGUCAGUGGCACCUCAGAAUCUAAAGUAUGGUAUGACACCAUCACAGGGAGUACCCACGGCACAAGUUGGACCAAGUACAAGCAGAGCCAGCGGAGCUACUUCAUCUUCUCAGCCUAGACCAAUGAUGCAACCUGGCAGACCUCGCACUCAAGCCAGAGUUUUUGCUAUGACACAGCAGGAGGCACAAGCAUCUCCAGAGGUGGUGACUGGUAUGUUAACUAUUUUUAAUAAAGAUGCGUACAUUCUUAUAGAUCCUGGUUCCACUCACUCUUUCAUAUCUCAAUCCUUCUCUAAGCAUGCUAAUAGAGAAUUAAAACCCUUAGACUGUGGAUUAGCUGUGAGUAUUCCAGUUGGGGAUUCUGUAGUAUGUGAACAUGUGUAUAGGGAUUGUGUUGUUAAGUUGGGCGACCAUGAGUUGUUAGUGGAUCUGAUUCCUUUGUGUCUACAAGAUCUGGAUGUCAUCCUAGGUAUGGAUUGGUUAUCCCGUCAUCAUGCCACAAUAGAUUGCUUUGAGAAAUCAGUGGUAUUUAAUAGUCCAGAAGGGUCCAAGUUCACUUUCUUUGGGGAGAGGCGUUUACUUUCUUCUUAUGUGAUUUUCGCCAUGACCACUAGGAAGAUGCUUCGGAAGGGUUGUCAAGCAUAUUUAGCCUAUGUGGUGGACAGUAACCUAGAAGGACCUAAAUUGGAGGAUAUACCAGUAGUAAACGAGUUUCCUGAUGUAUUUCCUGAAGAACUUCCUGGGUUGCCUCCAGAUAGAGAGAUUGAAUUCUCUAUUGAUUUAAAUCCAAGUACAACUCCUAUUUCUAUGGCACCAUACAGAAUGGCUCCGGCAGAACUGAAAGAGUUAAAAGCACAAUUGCAGGAGCUACUUGAUAAAGGUUUCAUAAGACCCAGUGUUUCACCUUGGGGAGCCCCUGUGCUAUUUGUGAAGAAGAAGGAUGGUUCCUUAAGAUUGUGUAUUGACUACAGACAAUUGAAUCGAGUUACUGUGCGAAAUAAGUAUCCUUUACCCCGCAUUGAUGAUCUUUUUGAUCAACUCCAAGGUGCUAAAGUAUUCUCUGAGAUUGAUUUGCGGUCUGGGUAUCAUCAAUUGGAGAUCAAGGAGUCUGAAAUACCUAAGACAGCCUUCAGAACUCGUUACGGGCAUUAUGAGUUCCUCGUUAUGCCUUUUGGGUUAACUAAUGCACCCGCUGCUUUUAUGGAUCUCAUGAAUAGGGUGUUUAAGCCCUACUUGGAUAGUUUUGUUAUUGUGUUUAUUGAUAACAUCUUAGUAUAUUCUCGUAGCAAGGAAGAGCAUGAGAUGCAUUUACGGAUAGUACUGCAAAUUUUGAGGAAUAAGCAACUAUAUGCUAAAUUGAGCAAAUGUGAGUUCUGGCUUGAUCGGGUGGUUUUCUUGGGACAUGUUAUCUCAGCAGAUGAAGUUUUAGUUGAUCCUAAGAAGAUUGAAGCAGUAGUCAAUUGGGACCCUCCAACUAAUGUUACAGAGGUUAGAAGUUUUCUGGGCUUAGCAGGGUAUUAUCGUCGCUUUGUUCAGGAUUUCGCCAUCAUUGCAGCACCAUGACUAAGCUCCUUCGAAAGAAUGCAAAGUUUGAAUGGACAGAUGAAUGUCAAGAGAGUUUCGAGAACCUUAAAACAUGUCUCACAUCAGCCCCAGUACUUACCCUACCCUCAGGUACAGAUGGAUUUGUGGUUUAUAGUGAUGCUUCUCACAAGGGUUUAGGCUGUGUACUCAUGCAACAUGGGAAAGUGAUAGCUUAUGCUUCUAGACAGCUUAGACCACAUGAAUUAAAUUAUCCCACCCAUGAUCUGGAAUUAGCUGCAGUUGUGUUUGCAUUAAAGACAUGGAGGCAUUAUCUUUAUGGCGUGACUUGCCAGAAUUUUACAGAUCACAAGAGUUUGAAGUAUCUUCUCACACAGAAGGAGUUGAAUUUAAGGCAGAGACGGUGGAUUGAGUUACUUAAGGACUACGACUGUACUAUUGAAUAUCAUCCAGGUAAAGCGAAUGUAGUAGUUGAUGCCCUUAGUCGCAAGUCCUUUAGUCAUUUGGCCUAUCUCAAAACAGUUCGACUUCCUUUGUUACUAGAGAUCAGAUCCUUAAGGGUAGAACUAGCAGUGGAUGAUGCAGGAGCAUUGUUAGCAACUCUUAAAGUUCGACUAGUAUUGAUAGAAAAAGUCAGAGAAGCCCAAAAUCAAGAUGAGCAGUUGAGUAAAAUCAGUAAUGAAGUAAGAGAUGGCACCCGUAUCGACUUUUCUCUAAGGGAGGAUGGGACUUUAAGGUUUGGUGAUAGACUAUGUGUACCCAGAGUGGGAAGUUUGAAGAGAGAGAUUAUGGAGGAAGCCCAUUGUUCUGCUUACUCUAUGCAUCCAGGCAGUACAAAAAUGUAUAGAGAUCUUAAAGCAAACUAUUGGUGGCCAGGCAUGAAGAAAGAAAUAGCUGACUUUGUGUCCACAUGCUUAGUUUGUCAAUAGAUUAAAGCAGAACAUCAACAUCCAAUAGGAAAGCUGCAACCGCUCCCUAUUCCGGAAUGGAAGUGGAAACACAUUACUAUGGAUUUUGUUUCAGGGUUACCUCGUACUUCGCGUGGACAUAAUGCAGUAUGGGUGAUAGUUGAUAGGUUAACCAAGUCAGCACACUUUUUGCCUGUCAGGAUGGAUUAUUCUUUAGACAAGUUAGCAGAGAUCUAUGUCAGUGAGAUUGUAAGACUCCAUGGUGCUCCAGUCUCUAUUGUUUCAGAUAGAGAUCCAAGAUUCACUUCUCGUUUUUGGCCUAGCUUGCAAAAUGCUUUAGGCACUAAGUUGAAGUUUAGCACUUCUUUUCACCCUCAAACUGAUGGUCAAUCAGAAAGAACUAUUCAGACAUUGGAGGAUAUGCUGAGAGCUUGUGUGAUGGAGUUUAAAGGAAGUUGGGAUAGGUAUGUGCAUUUAAUGGAGUUCUCUUAUAAUAAUAGUUAUCAUUCGAGUAUCGGCAUGGCUCCAUAUGAAGCUUUGUAUGGGAGAAGAUGCAGAACACCAUUGUGUUGGAAUGAGGUAGGGGAAAGACAAUUAGAAGGUCCAGAAUUAGUGCAACACACUACAGAUAAAAUUUAGAUGAUCAGAAGUAGAUUAAAAGCAGCACAAGACAGACAGAAGAGUUAUGCAGAUCUGAAGAGAAGGGAUAUUGAAUAUAAUGUUGGCGACAAAGUAUUUCUGAAGAUCUCUCCUUGGAAAGGGGUGGUGUGUUUUGGCAAACGUGGGAAAUUGAGUCUGCGAUUCAUCGGACCAUAUGAGAUUUUAGAGAGAAUUGGCCCAGUUGCUUAUCGUUUAGCACUACCUCUAGAGCUAUCUCAGAUUCAUGAUGUCUUCCAUGUAUCCAUGUUAAGGAGAUACAGAAGUGAUUCUUCCCACAUUCUCCAGAAACAGCCUAUCGAGUUGAGGGAAGAUUUAACAUAUGAAGAAGAGCUAGUCGAGAUCAUUGCCAGAGAAGAGAAGGUUCUAAGGAGUAAGAUAAUACCCCUGGUUAAAGUUCGAUGGAGUAACCAUUCUGCUAAAGAAGCUACCUGGGAAAAAAAAGAGAAUAUGCGAAUUCAAUUUCCACAUUUAUUCCCUUCACCAGGUAUGUAAAUUUUGAGGACGAAAUUUCUUUUAGGAGGAGAGAAUUAUCAUAUCUGGCCCAUAGGAAAAAAAAAAAAGAGAAAAGGCCCAUAACUUUUAAAUAUGUAUAUAUAAUUCUUAUUAUUAAAAAUAAAUAAAAAAAUUAAUUAAAAAAUUAAAAAAAAACAAUUAAAACAUUAAAAGGCUCUGGUUCCUUCCCGAAACCAGAGCCUUCGUCUUCGUGGGGAGAAGCAGAGGCGGUAGAAAUGCUAUGUUUUUAUAAAAAAAAAAUUUCCUCUUUAAUCCAAAUCUCCUCCCUCUCAACCCAAUCAACCCAUAGACUGCUAGAUCCUAUUUUAAACCUAUAUCCUGCUCAAAAAUUCAAUUUUUUCUUCCAGAGGUUCCAAAAUUGGGUAGGUGAAUUUUAUUCCCAUUAUUCGAUUUAUUGCGAUAUAGUUUAUUUUCUCUACCUUUUAAUAGUGAUUUUUGUGAUUUGAGGAUAAAAAUAGGUUAUGUUUUAGUUAGAUCCAAUCAAUGGGGUUUUAUAUUGCUUUUUGGAUUAAUGAUUUUCAUAGAUUGAUCUAAAUACAUUAUUGAGUACUUUUGUUGAGUUUGUGUAAUUUUGGGAGGUCUAGCUAUGCUGAAAUACUGCCGAAAUUUUCUUAAAAAUAUAUAUAAAAAUAUAUUUAAAAUUUUGUAUUUUACAUUUUAUAUUUUCAUCCUAGAAUGUUUAUUUAUUAUUUGAUAUAUUAUUUUUCUUUUUAAUUCUAGAAGAGGAUCCAGCGUCCAGGAUAGACAAUAGGGGUGCUCCUGCGACCUAGGUUAUUCUAUCCUCAGUAAUGGUGAGUGGAUAAAUAUAUAAUAUUGAUAUUUUUCUUUAAUAUAUGUAUAUGUGUAUAGUUACUUUAGUUAUUUAAAAUGGGAAAGGAUAAAGUUAAUUUAUAUUUCUUGAAUAAAUGAACAUUGAAUUCAAAGCACAACUGAAUAAAUAGCCGAUUACACUCUGUAUAUGCACCGAACAUAUAACAUCUUGAUGACAUGUGAUUUAUUUUCAGCAUGAUAUAUAUUUAUACUGUCUUUGAGACAACACUUGAUAUACAGAUAGCCUUUGGGGCGUAUGUCAGGUGGUCACCCUUUGGGGGUAGCUCUACACAUGUGUAUGACCACCAAAUUUGUCAUCAUAGAGCCUAAGAUGCCAGCAUUGCUCUCAGGCUGUCAUUAUUUUAUUACACCUGAGAUGCCAGCAUUAUCUGCAGGGAACAUAUUAUGAGUGUAUGCGGAUUCUAUUUUUCACAGUUAUUUUGAUUGACUUAAAUUGUAUUUAUUCAGCUGACUUAUUUAUAUGGUACUAUUAAAUACCUAAACCUUAUCUUUUCCCCUUUGUUAUUUAUUUAUCCGCUCACUGAGUAUGUUGUACUUACCCUUAUACUUUUACUAUUUCAGUUCCUUUUUGGUGAUCCGCUUAGUCUUUCCUUCCACAUCGUCCACUCAGAGUCUAGAGGAGGUCGGACCAAUCCUAGGUUUUUUGUAAUUUCUUUUUGUACUUUGGAUAGAUCAUGUAUAGAUUGUACAGCCCAAUGAAGAAUGUAUUUUGUUUUUUGUAAAUAUAUUGUGGAUUGGUUAGAUCCA